GGGUGAGGAGUGGGGAAGCGGAACAGGAAGUACUCCCCCCCCCUCUCCUGUGUCAGUGGAUCAGUCCGGGCUCUGAGCUGUCAUGGCGCUGCCCUGUGUACGGCUGGUGCGGCUCCGUUCCGGGGCUCUGUGUAGGUUCCUAUGUAGAAGCAGUAGCCACAAAGCAGCUACAGCUCCAGAAGAAAUUGAAGUUCCACGGAAGAAGACCUGGGAUAAGACCGCCGUUUUGCAGGCUCUGGCCUACACAGUGAAUCAUGACCCAACAUCGAGCAGCUAUGUUUUUCAAGAUGAUCCUUACCUCUUGCCAAAAUCCUCUACUGAUUAUCUUAUAUAUUCCACGUCCAAGGAGUCGGGAAGAAAUGCUGCAAAAUAUAUCAUGAACAUGUAUCCCAAGAUGUUUGAGAGAGACAUAGCCGAUCCUCACAUUCCAUGCCUGAUGCCAGAGAAUAUCCAGCUACAGAUUGAAGGGAUCAGCGAGGAAGCCUUGACCGAGCGUAUUAAACUCAGAAGGAUGAAAGAGUCCGUGGACAUGUACGAUCAGCUUCUGCAGGCCGGAACUCCAACAUCUCUACAGACAACGAAUAGACUUCUGGAUCUUCUGUGCUUCUAUGGAGACAAAGAGCCCACAGAGGAGAGCCAGGCAAAUCCAGACCAGGAGAAUGAAAACGCACAGGAUCAGAAGAGCCCAGAGUCAAAGUAUGUGUCUCAAGUGACGAGUUGGAGGAAGAACAACAACGCAGAGAGAAUCUUUAACCUGAUGCCGGAAAAAGACGCGCAUUCUUUCCGAACUAUGAUUCGAGGAAUGGCGAAGCAUGGAGCGUUCACCAAGGCGUUUGACAUGUACACAGACCUUCUUAAUAACAGGCUAACCGGAGACGUACACACAUUCAAUGCUCUCAUCGCAGCAACUCCAGGAGUGAAAAGUGAAGGCAGGGAUAGGUGUGCUUUGAUUGUGGAUCUGAUCAAUCAGAUGGUUCAGCAGAAGGUUCAACCAAACCUGCUCACAUUCAACGCCAUCCUGAACAGCCUGCGGAGGACCGGCCUAAAAGGAAUGGCAAUGCAAACAGUCAAUGAGAUGAAAGCUUUGAAUAUAGAGCCGAGUCUCGCAACAUUCACCCACUUGUUGGCGAUAUUUUAUAAAGGAAGUGAUUCAUCAUCCCAGGCUGAAAUUCUUGAAGAGAUUCUUGACAAUAUCCAAGGAAAGAGCUUCACAGCCCAGGAUCCUGAUGAUGUGAAAUUCUUUUCAGAUGCAAUCAAAGUGUGUAUGGACACGAAGGAUCUGGAAUUGGCUUAUCAAGUGGAUGCUCUGAGAAACACUGGAGACAACUGGAAACUGCUUGGAAGCCGAGGCUCUCAGACCUUCUACUAUGGCAAGUUCUUUAACAUCAUCUGCCUGUUGGAGAACAUUGAUGUGGUCUUAAAGUGGUACAGAGAGAACAUUCCUUCUAGGUAUUCUCCAAAUUCCAAAGCCAUCAUGAAUCUCCUGCAGGUGAUAGAGAUGGAGAACCGCUUAGAUCUCAUACCUGGGAUCUGGAAAGAUUUGUUCACGGUCGGUCAUUUAAACAAAGAUUACUUGUUCCAGGAGUUUCUCCAAAUAAUGACGAGAGAAAAGCAGAAUCCACAGCUCCAGCAGGCGUUUGCAAAUAUCGCUGCAGCCAUUAAAUCUUUCCAUGAUUCUGCUGAGUACCCGUCAGCCCAGCUGAAGCUGUCUGCUGCCGUCCUGGGAAAUAUCACCAUCCUGCUGUGCAGAGCCGGGAGAAUGGAGGAAGUUUGGUCGUCACUGAAGUCCUUCAAGUCCCAAAAUUUGGUUCCUGGGGCACAUGUGAUUGAUGAGCUCAUGGACGGUGCUAAAGCCUCAGGCAGCACAGGUGCGGCCGUUGACCUUGUGCAGAUGGCCGUCAGCUAUAGCUUGCCGAACACAGCCAAGCUUGCCCAGAAGGUGCUGGAUGAGUUCACCCUCACUGAAGAGCAACGUAUAACCCUACAAGACCUGACAUCCAGCGACAGCAGCAGCAGCAGCAGUAGUAGUAGUAGUGGCAGCAGCAGUGACAUUGAAGAGGCAUGA
This is a messenger RNA of Nanorana parkeri, 2065 nucleotides long. It is a transcript of the gene PTCD3, whose product is annotated as pentatricopeptide repeat domain 3. Lineage: Eukaryota; Metazoa; Chordata; Amphibia; Anura; Dicroglossidae. The record is from RefSeq and is a predicted model, not a curated record. The transcript is spliced from 24 exons. Gene Ontology annotation, molecular function: ribosomal small subunit binding; protein binding; rRNA binding. Bases 83 to 2065 code for a protein of 660 amino acids. Gene Ontology annotation, biological process: mitochondrial translation. Gene Ontology annotation, cellular component: mitochondrion.